Messenger RNA from Aspergillus caelatus, 1566 nucleotides. RefSeq lists its product as uncharacterized. Bases 1 to 1566 code for a protein of 521 amino acids. The record is from RefSeq and is a predicted model, not a curated record. NCBI's taxonomy places the organism in Eukaryota, Fungi, Ascomycota, Eurotiomycetes, Eurotiales, Aspergillaceae. The transcript has 2 exons.
AUGCAGUCCUACGACGUCUUCCCACCGUCAGAGCAGCCCAGCGACAUCAGUCGGGCGUGUUUGGCUGAUACUGAGUAUCCCAAGAGGCUGGACACCGCAGGUGAAAAUGCCAACCGAUUUGACCAAUGGGGCCCUGGUAUAACACAAAGACAAUCAAACGCUGGUCUCUAUUCCCCAAAUCAGAGGCCAUCAUGGGAUAGAGGAGCACAAUCAUCCACACUGGAUGAUGGGUUAUAUCAUCCGGGCCGGAAGACCUUGGGGGGCGAAGAGACGAAAAAGUCGGCCGCAGAGAAUGGUCUCCCUUCUUCCGGAUAUCAAGGGACAAAUGGAUGGUCUCAGGAUGGUGGCGUAUGGCAACCCGGGGGAGGCGUGGGCGGCACGGGAGGUCAAUGGUCGCAAGGUACGACGCCAGGUAAUACCGUUGCUAAUGCAGGACAGGCUUCCAUCGAGGGAACAAGUCCGCAAUCCAGUACAACGACGAGCAGCCUGCAGGCGACCCAAGCGGCGUCGAAAACGCGACCUACACAAACAGCUACGCCCAGUGCAAGCCUCGGCUACAAGGGACAAGGUACUUCGGGAAAUGGAAAGGGAGGGCAGUCGGCACCAGGUAGUGGUGGCCUCUCUCAGGCAGGAGUAGCUGCCCCAGACGAUGGGCUCUAUCACCCAGAGCACUCGAGCACGAAUGGUCAAGGAGCACAACAGUGGACUCCAGGUGGCGAACUCGAUCACCCUGGUGCAUGGGGUUCUGGCUCAACGACCAAACCUAUAUCAACAUACUCCCGCCCUGAGAGCACUGCAACGCACUUGUCCCCACCGUUGUCAAGCUCUAGCAUCACAAGUAGCCCGACAGCUACGAACAAUCCAUCUGACUCAACUACGACCAAUACACACGAUGCCACGAAGCUUGCAGUCCCUGUUAGCCUAGGGGCUGUUACGGCCGUAAUGGCAGGCUUUAUCCUGUGGUGGCUGUAUAGAAGAUACCAAGCCACAAAGGCGGCAAGGAAGCGCAACAAUACAUUGGAAGAAGGAGACUAUACCAAAGGUACAGGACCAUCGUUCUUCAAGAGGAGCUUCGCCACGUUGUGCGGAUAUAGCUUGUUCAAGUUUGCUAGGAAACCGCCCCGUGUCAUCGCUCCUUCGUUCUUAAGAAUCCGCAAAAGGUCAGGCAAUCAAUGUGAAGACCACCUUGAUGCGAACGAUACCCCUUCACUAGACGAGACUAGUAUUCACGACAUCGAGAAGCUACAACCCCCUGAAUAUGCUACUUCCACGGAGAUGGUGGCCCCAGACUACCACCGAGGCGGGGAUAUAUCGAUGCCCUAUACCACACAGAAAGCUGAGACCUGCAUCAGACCACGGACUGCCACACCAACAUCGCUGCCUGGUGUGCCCGAGGAGCCUGAAGGAUCUGAAGAAUCCAGUCACCCAAUUACACCACUCGACUCGCAGGGUGCGGUAUACUCGGUAGAGUUAAGUUUCAAGCCAGUUAGAGUCAAGCAGAUAGAGCUCAAACAGGGGCAAACUGCUAUCCUCUCGAAGGAGUAUGGUGACGGUUGGGUAAGAUAG